Molecule: messenger RNA, 513 nt
Organism: Rotaria sp. Silwood2
Lineage: Eukaryota; Metazoa; Rotifera; Eurotatoria; Philodinida; Philodinidae
Source: the annotation of a GenBank genome assembly
AUGGCAUUUUCUGAGAUGCCAUCGGCUACUGUUAAUCAAUCCCUUCCACAAGAUUUUUUUCUACCACUAUCAACUCCACAUUUUAGUUUUGAUGACGAUGUCAGCAAUGUAGGUGGCUUAUUUGAUGCUGCACCAUUGCCUCCUCCUCGUUUGGAAACUGCUGCUGCUGCUCCUCCACCACCUCAUCCUCCGCCUUCUCUACGAACAACAGCAACAACGUCAUCAUUAUCACUUAAUAAUUUCAACCAGACUUCCGUCGAUGGCAGCGUCUCAAACCAAAGCAUAUUACUUGCUAAUUUGAUGUUCGUUUUAGGUAGCGAAUCAGCAGGUCGACUCGAAUGGGACGGACUCGUUGCUGAUACUUCGAGAUUGAGUGCCCCUUUUUCCUUUCCUCCAGCACCACCCCAAAAGCCAUAUCCAACAAUAUCAUUGAAAAUGAAAUCGGCAUUAGAUGAACCUCGUAGUGGUGGGGACUGUAUGACGGCUUGUCCACGUAACGCGACACUUCGCUGA